AUGGGCAAACACAGAAUAUUACGGGCCAUUUUCAUACGGAUAAUCUUCAUAAUUCAUUCUUUGAUCGCCAUCGGGCAAGUGGUUUACAUGAAAGAUGACCGCUGGUACUGGUACUUGUGUGCCCCCUUGAUUCUCAUGAUUUUGGAGACUGUGGUCACCUUGACUUUAACUAAAAAUCUAGAGUGGAGUUGGUUUUGCCCAUCAGUUUUCCUAUAUCUGACAAGUAUAGUACCAGCGAUAUGGCUUUUGGAACUUGAUAAAGUUGAUCGUAGAAUGAAAGCACUAGAAAAACCGAUGAAUAUCACUACCGGAGCCCAGUUCAAGGAGAUCAGCACUUUAAUAGGAGGGGUACAGAUAACGCUGCCAGAAAUAUCAAUGAGCACGGAAACUUGGAUAACUUUGAUCGAGCAAUUCCUCAUGCUGAUCCUCAUCAUCGGGAGGUGGAUGCUGCCCAAAGGUGAUCUGACCAGGGAUCAGCUCAGCCAACUGUUGCUCGUCUAUAUCGGUACUGCUGCUGAUAUAAUAGAAUUUUUCGAUUCCUUCAAAGAUGAGAAGGUCGCUUCAGAACCAGUAUUAGUCCUGCUAACUUUAUCCAUUUGGUCUUGGAGUCUCAUGCAAUUCACAGUGGUGUUGACAGCCACAAAAUCCAGAAAAUCCCGUCUCGCAACAACCUCAUCCACUAUUGAAAAGUCUGAUGGAUGCUGUACCAUCGAUGUCUGCGGCAUUAUCCUCAACAUCACUCUUCAAGAUGCUCCCUUUCUAGCGUUCAGGCUUCUACUCAUCGCUCACUAUAAGAUCAUCACUUACAUGAAUAUUUUCUUCACGUGCAAGAAUACGCUGGUCAUCACUUUGCAGAUCUACAGACUCUAUGUGGUCUACACGGAGACCCACAAAAAAAGCACCAGGACCAGUGACGUCGAGAUGAUGUCGAACAUAUCGAUAAUCUCCUCAAUUUCGAGGAAUGACCUCACGUUCGAACCUAGAAGAAGAAGACGACCGUCGAAUAGAGUGGCAAGACACGAUACUACGAGCACGAGGAGAAGCGAAGACUCCAACGGUAACGAUAGUGAUGAAAGUGGCAACGUCAGUAGACCAACUAGAAAAAACUUGAAUUCCCGAAAAGACACCGGCUACUCGACCGCCAGCUCCCAAACCACCCAAACCAGCACCAGAAACAACCUCCCUAAAACCCAGUCGAAGAGAUCCAACACCUCGACAGUCUCCAACGGCUCAGAAAACCAGGACCCCGAGUCCAGGAGGAUGAUGAAGCAAAAGCUACGCAGAACAGACAGAGAAACGACAGGCAGACGAAAAAUAGACGAAACAGUGUCAGAAGAGAGCGAUGCCAACUAUGUGGAAGAAGACGAGAUCAGGAGAGAGAGGCGAGAUCGGAGUCGCGAUAGAGAGAGAAGAGGCGAGAAGGACAGGAACAAGGAACGCGCGAAGGGGAGGGAUAAGAAAUUCGAUAGACAAUCGACAGCUACCUUGAGCGAUGACUCUUCCGACUGA
This is a messenger RNA of Phaedon cochleariae (mustard beetle), 1509 nucleotides long. The record is from the annotation of a GenBank genome assembly. NCBI's taxonomy places the organism in Eukaryota, Metazoa, Arthropoda, Insecta, Coleoptera, Chrysomelidae.